AUGAUUUCCUCUACCUUACUACUGCUCUCUUGCGGACUUUCUGCUCUCUAUGUUCUCACGUCUACCAUCCUUCGUAAGAUAGCGAUAUCACGAUUCAAAUCGUGCCAUGGAUGCCUUGAUCCGCCCGCCUUGCCUCAGCGCGAGCGCAUCAUUGGACUUGAUCUGCUGAAAGCUGGCGCUGCAGCAGUCAAAGCGAAGAACAGUCUCGAAUGCGCUGUCCGUCGCAUCGAAUCCACCGCCAAUACCUUCUCAAACACCAUUGUCGGACUAAAUAUCAUAACCACCGUCGACCCAGCCAACAUCCAGAGCAUCCUUGCGCAGAAGUUCAGCGACUAUGAUCUAGGUGGAAGGAUACAUGCUUGGGGUCCGCUCGUUGGCAAAGGCGUCUUCACCUCCGACGGUUCUGAAUGGGCGCAUAGACGAGCCAUCAUUCGACCAAAUUUUACCAAACAACAAGUCGCUAGUCUGGAUAUGUUCGAGAGACACUUCGGACAUCUGUUAGCUUUGCUUCCUCGAGAUGGGUCGACUGUUGACCUACAGAAGCUAUUCUUCAGCAUGACUCUCGAUUCGGCCACAGAGUUUUUGUUUGGUCAAAGUGUCGGCGCCCAAGGUGCUGGACAUGACAGCGAAGCUGAUCGCUUCCAGCGAGCAUUCGAUUUUGCUCAACAUCAAAUGCCUGACCGUAAUCGUUUGGGUGUCAUGAACCUUUUCAUUCCGAACGCUAGAUUCAAUGCUGCUUGCAAAGUCGUUCAUGCAUGGGCUGAUCGAUACGUCGAGCAGUGGCUUCAUGAAAGACAAUGCCAAAAGUCGCAGAAAUAUUCCGAUGGAAACAGCAAAUAUGUCUGCCUGGAGCAAAUCGCGGACCAAGUCCAAGAUCCGAGACAGCUCCGUGAUGAGAUGUUGAAUGUCUUGCUUGCUGGAAGGGACACUACUGCAGGAUUGCUAUCCAACGCAUUCCAUGUCUUGUCUCGUAAUCCAGACGUUUGGAAGAGAUUGAGGGCAGAAGUUGACACUCUGGAAGGAAGGCUACCUACCUUUGAAGACCUCAAGAGCCUUAAGUAUCUCAAGUGUGUCCUGAACGAAGGUAAUCUCCCCACAUGCCUCGUCCCUCGAGACUGUCUAACUACUUCACANGUUCUCCGCCUUUAUCCACCUGUGCCAACAAACGCACGUUGUGCUAAAGUUAACACGGUCUUGCCCACUGGCGGUGGUCCCUCACGCACAUCCCCUGUUUUCGUGCCCAAGGGCUCGAUCGUCGUCUAUUCAAUCUACGCUCUCCACCGUCGUCACGACAUCUUUGGACCCACAGCCAAAGAGUUUAUUCCUGAACGAUGGAGCCCCGAGUCCUCUGAUGGUCUUUUGAGGCCAGGCUGGGGUUACAUCCCUUUCAGUGGUGGUCCGAGAAUCUGUGUUGGUCAACAGUAUGCAUUAACUGAAGCCAGCUAUACUAUUGUCAGAAUGUGCCAGAACUUUGUCGAGCUGCGGUCCAGAGAUCAUGGGCCCUGGCGAGAGGGUUUGGGAUUGACUCUGUGCAGUGGUCAAGGGACUAAGGUCGGGUUGAUUCCUGUAUAG
Aureobasidium musti is the source of this 1572-nucleotide messenger RNA. The record is from the annotation of a GenBank genome assembly. NCBI's taxonomy places the organism in Eukaryota, Fungi, Ascomycota, Dothideomycetes, Dothideales, Saccotheciaceae.